This is a messenger RNA of Cavenderia fasciculata, 999 nucleotides long. RefSeq lists its product as uncharacterized. The transcript is spliced from 2 exons. The record is from RefSeq and is a predicted model, not a curated record. Lineage: Eukaryota; Evosea; Eumycetozoa; Acytosteliales; Cavenderiaceae. Bases 1 to 999 code for a protein of 332 amino acids. Gene Ontology annotation, molecular function: protein binding.
AUGACAUUGAUUAAUGUAAAUGAUCAAGUCAUUUAUGAUACAGAUCUACACAAGGCAGUAGUCGUGUUUCGAUAUGAUGCCACCGAGGAAGAAGAACUGUCUUUGGUAGAAGGUGCCUACAUUGAUAUAUUAGAGGAAGCUAGUGAUGGGUGGUGGAGAGGUCUCACAACUAAUGUCAAUCGACAAGAAGGUAUCUUUCCAUUCAACUAUGUCAGAAGAAUUACUGUCGAAGAGUUUGAUAUCUAUUUGGAGAGAGUAAAGAAUAAUAAUAGUAAUAGUAAUUACAGUACAUCACCACCACAACAACAACAACAACAACAUAUAUCAACGGAAGAACAAGAAGAACAAGAAGAACAAGAACAAGAACAAGAAUCUGAAAUUGAAACACCAUCUUCAUCAUAUAUUAACCAUAAUCAUAAUCAUCAUAAUAAUAAUAAUAACGAUACACAUAAAUUAGAACAUCAUAUAAUAGCAUCACUUUCUGAUCCACUUGAAAAGAGAUCAUCGGCAACAUCAACCAGUUCAUACACCACUAAUAAUAAUAAUAAUAAUAAUACAUACGAUUCAUCAUCGACAACAACGCCGUCGUCAUCUUCCUUUUUCCAACCUCUUCCACCUACUCCUACCUCCUCCUCUUCUGCUUCUUCUUCUUCUGAAGUUGCCAGUAUUACUAUCAAGAUUAAUGAUAUAGCAAAAGAAGGAUAUUUGGUAAAGAGAGGACACAUUAGAAAGAAUUGGAAAGUUAGAUGGUUCCAAUUAAAACGUAAUAGAUUGACAUAUUCAAAAUCACCAAAGGAAAAUAAGAUCAAUGAAUUGGUAUUGACACCAGACACUGAAAUUGAUAUUGCAACAUCGAUGAAACGUACCAACUGUUUCCAAAUCAAGAUUCCAUUGGAUAAAUCAAAGGAUAAACAUCUUAUAUUUUAUUGUUCUGCACAAUCUCCAGAUGAACUAGAAUCUUGGAUUCAUGCAUUAAAUCAAUCAAAAAAUAAUAAUUAA